CUCGCCCUGAUUCCGGCUUCACGCCACUACUCUUGGAUAAGGUUCGAUUGGCUCUAGGUAUUCUAGGUGCUCAUAUAGACAACUCAUCCGAUCACUCAACAUCGGCAUUAUUUCGCAUCACCCCGCGCAGACACGCUCAUCGUAUGAUCAAUCAUGUCUGCCACUGCGGCCGAGGGUUCCCUCGCUCAAUCGAUCCAGACAUGGCUGGAAUGGGAUCAAGAUCCCAAAACACGGGCGGAGAUUGAACAGCUCCAAGAAUCCGGAAACACGGCUGAAUUAGAACAGCGGCUUGGACACCGCAUCCAAUUCGGAACGGCAGGACUGCGGGGUCGCAUGGCAGCUGGUUUCUCCUGCAUGAACUGCUUGACAGUUAUUCAGGCAUCUCAGGGUCUAGCCAAGUACAUCAAGGACAAGCAUGCAGCCAUCGCACCCGGCGGGGUGGUCAUUGGCCACGAUGCGCGUCACAACUCCGAUAAAUUCGCUGCGCUAGCGGCAAAUGCUUUCAUCUCGCUGGGAAUACCAGUCUGGUUCUACUCCCCGCCGUCAAUUACUCCCUCUGUGCCUUUCGGCGUGACCCAUCUGCGGGCAGCGGCAGGGAUCAUGGUUACUGCGAGUCAUAAUCCAGCACAAGACAACGGUAUUUAUUUUCACAAUGGGGCCCAGAUCAACACGCCCAUGGAUUUGGAAAUUGCCCAGUCGAUUGAAGAAAAUCUAGUGCCGUGGUCUGAUGCAUGGAGAGAUUUGCAACCGAGCAAGCUCCUCCACGCGGACGCUUACCAGCAAGUUCUGCCUCAGUACACCAAAGCAGUGUGGGAGUACACUAAAUCGACUGCGGUUGAGUGGCAAAAACCAAGGCCCUUCAUAUACACUCCUUUGCAUGGUGUUGGUGGCCUGGUAUUUCCGGAUUUAUGCCGUUCCGUAGGCAUUGAUGAUUUCACAGCAGUAGCUGAGCAACUGGAGCCAAACCCGGAUUUUCCCACAGUCUCGUUCCCGAACCCAGAGGAAGCUGGUGCCUUGGACCUUUCUAUGCAGACCGCCGAUCGAGAAGGCAGAGACCUCAUUAUUGCGAACGACCCGGACGCAGAUCGCUUUGCUGCUGCUGAGAAGAUCAACGGGUCAUGGUUUACUUUCACGGGAAACCAUAUCGGGGUGCUCAUUGCUUCGUAUUUAUUUGACUCGCUGGAAAAGAAGGCUAGCGAUAGCAAGAAGCCCGCGGCAGUUCUGAACUCCGCCGUGUCCACAGGCAUGCUGGAAAAGAUGGCCGCCGCCAGAGGGAUCCACUACGAAGAAGCUCUGACUGGCUUCAAGUGGAUGGGAAACAUGGGGCAAAAACUGGAACAAACUGGGUAUCAUGUCCCUUUCGCGUUUGAAGAGGCUCUGGGGUUCAUGUUCCCCGAGGUCUGCUACGAUAAGGACGGUGUCGCGGCGGCAAUGAUCUUCCUCGCGGCAGAAGCCAAGUGGAGUUCCGAGGGGCUCACGCCGUACACGAAGCUCCAGCAGCUGUUCAAAGAAUACGGACACUUCGAGACCCUCAAUAAUUAUUUCCGAUCCCCCAGCCCAGAUAUUACAGGGGCUCUUUUCCGGGCCAUCCGAAGUGGGCCGUACGGGGCUGGGAAAUCCCUCGGGUCGUUCAAGGCUUUGAGAUGGCGAGAUAUGACGGAAGGCUAUGACUCUGGCACAACGGACCACCGACCGACCCUGCCAGAAGACAAGAGCAGCCAGAUGCUGACCCUAUGGCUGGACCGCGACGUGCGGUUCACGAUCCGGGCCUCGGGGACGGAACCGAAAGUCAAGCUCUAUAUCGAAAGCUGCGGCUCAUCUCGCGACGAGGCUGUGCAGGCAGUCUGCGAUGCCUUCCUCGCUGUGCUGGAUGAAUGGGUGCGGCCUUUUGCCCCGUCCAUGACCUACAGCAAGCAGAUGCCCACAUCGUCUGGGCAUAUUUUCCAGCUGGAAUAGAGUAGCCAUCAGCCUUUCAUUUUCACUGUCCAUAGUCGAGUUCUGGUUUCUCUUCUUGUAUAUGCCACCUGUUACACAGACCCAAACAUCAAGGACAAACAAUAUAAAACACCUGUCUACUUGAUUGACAGAGCCUCAUAAGUCUCUAGCACAAGCUAUUGAUGAGUGACGCUAGCACCCUCCGAUUGACUACAAUUGAACAUCACACGGCAGCCAACCCACGGCUAGAUACUCCACAUAUUCGAUUUCCAUCCGCGGUUGUGUAGCCCC
Molecule: messenger RNA, 2226 nt
Organism: Aspergillus campestris IBT 28561
Lineage: Eukaryota; Fungi; Ascomycota; Eurotiomycetes; Eurotiales; Aspergillaceae
Product: phosphoribomutase PRM15
Exons: 10
Coding region: 154-1956 (600 amino acids)
Biological process (GO): purine ribonucleoside salvage; carbohydrate metabolic process
Molecular function (GO): magnesium ion binding; phosphopentomutase activity
Source: RefSeq, a predicted model, not a curated record